Molecule: messenger RNA, 12765 nt
Organism: Dujonia railenensis
Lineage: Eukaryota; Fungi; Ascomycota; Pichiomycetes; Serinales; Debaryomycetaceae
Source: the annotation of a GenBank genome assembly
AUGGUGUCACAGGAAGAGAACCCACAGAUAAUUGAUGUGGCGACUAACUCUGCCCCAUUCAUUGAGUACAUAGAGAAUCUCAGCGGUCUGCUUCAGGGCGGUCACAUUGGAUCAGAAAACAUUUCUGCCUCCUCAGAGAACGUAAGACUUUGUGAAAACUUCAUAAAGACAACCAGCUUUAGCACUUUGUAUAUAGUAAAAGAAAAUGAUGGAGACAAGCUCCAACAUAGAUUGGUCGAAGAAUUGAAGUCCGAAGGAGAGUACUUAUCGAUAAUUGCGCUCAUCAAGUCAAAUGAACCAAUUUCCAACAGCAGGCCAUUUGACUCGCAGUUACACAUAUUAAACAUUCCAACUGUAGGUCAAGCCAAUUCCCUACCACAAGUAGUGCGUGGUGAUACGGAUACAGUGAGUGAUGCCAUAGCUUUAGUUCAGGACUCUUCUGCAGUUUCUUCAUCUAGGAAGUUCGAGCUGAUCCGCUCGUUAAUUAACUGGGGGAUAUCACCAUAUUUUGAUUUAAUAACAUCAAGUGAACAUAGCAAUGAUUCUAUAGCGAUGGCGAAGAAAAAGUUCAAUGAAUUAUCGUUGACCUUGCAGCAUCUCCAGCAAAAGAUCCAUACGCCAGAUCUCUUGUCGUCAACCCACCCGCUUAUUGUUAAAAUGAUACAAGAACAGUGGGAAGCCGAUGAUGACAUUGAAAAGGCAAUAAAUAAGGUACCGCCCGACAUUUUAAACGAUACUACAUUCCUUAAUCAGUUGACCACAAUAGUCAAUGGUUGGGUCAAGCAAAUAAAAUCAAUCACUAAGUUGAACCAUUCGCCGUCAGACGGCUCCUCAGUGGUAGAUGAAAUACUUUUCUGGAAGUCUAUGGAAGAAUCAUUGAACAUUUUGAAUAGACAAUUAUCAUCGAGGGAAGUGACAAGUUCCUUGGAAAUUCUUAAAAGAGCAAAAAGGUACCAUAUAACUAUAGCAUUUACGAAUGAAAUAGGCUUAGAAAAUAAGUUGAUCGAAACAAACAAUAACAAUAGCAUCUUGAAAGAUUUACCGCUUGAUGAAUUAUUAACGUCAGACGUCCCACUGUUGAAGGCCAGCAUUAAUGGGAUAUUCAAUCAUCUUAAGAAAUUGAGAAAUUUACAAUCUUAUCCUCUUUUAAGAAGCAUUGAGUUAGUUGAAGUCAUAUUGAAAGAUAUCACUAAAAAAUUUAUAGAUUUAGUAUCUUCUCAAUAUGUCAUGUCUUUACCCUUUGAGAAAUUCUUGAAGUUUUACGAUGAUCAUAUAAGUAGCAUAUUCCAGGUCAUCGAUAUGAACGUCAAAUCUAUUAUUAACUUGAUUAGAGAACUUCUCAGAAAGCGUCAGGAGAAAUUCAUCAUAAUUCGAAUUAACCAAGAUUGUCUAUUGGAGUGGAAGGAUAGAUUGGAGUACUUGAAGAAUUUCAGAAUGGGACACAAUAAUCUUGUGAAAACUUGUGAAACUUUAGAUGAAUCAGAUGACAAAUUGAUUGAAAGUUAUAACCAAUAUAUCAUUCCAAUUAAUGCAUGUGAUAUGUCAGCGGGAGGCGUGAAUGUUUGGAAGUCAAAUGAAAACUUAUAUUUGAAGGUUUAUGAAGACUUGAAAAAGUCAGUAAUCCUGAGUAUAAAUGAUUUGUUCAAUUCUUGCCAAAAUUUUAACGAGUUUAUUAGUAUUUUUGAAGGAUUAAGUAAUGAAAGCGAGAGCGAUGAUUUCAUUCUAUCGUUUAUAAGUGAAGAUCACAAGUUAAGAUGCAUGUCUAUAGUGGAAGGAGAUGUUCAGCUUAUGCUUACGAACUUUAGGAAGUACUCUUCGGAAAUGUUCACUUCAUUAUCAGCAUACACCCAACACCCAGUGGUUAACAAGGUAAUUUGGCUGACUGGAAUUCACAAAUCUGCAUCCUUUUAUUCUGAAAAGCUUGCCCAACUAUUUGGUGAAAAUUGGGACCAAUAUAGUAUUGGUAACAAAAUUAGUAACGAAAUUAACAGUCUAUUAAAAUCGUCAAAUGCCUUAGAUAUAGUAAAUGAAUGGACUAAAAGUUUGCAAAUUGAAUUUGACUUGGAAAGUCCUAUAUUUAAAAUCGUGACAAGUACAAGAUCUACAAAUAAAAUUGAUGAAACAAAAUCAGGCAUUUCUCUUAAUUUCAAUUUCUCAAACUUGCAAAUAGUGGAUCAAUUGCAUCAAUUGAAUAAUUUGGGCUUCAAAACUCCAUCUAAUUUACUUGGACAAUUGAAUAACAUAAAUAAAGUAUACCCACUUACUAAAGAUUUGGCAGAACACAUAGAUAUUUUAAACGAUAUAUUGAACGACGAACUUACUGAAACAGAAUAUGGAAUAAAAUAUGGAUUUUUGCUUGAAAAUUUGAAGUUGGAAGUCCUCAAAGAUUUUGAAGAGUGUUCUCAAAUUACUUGGAGUACCGUAGCUCUGGCCCUCGAAUUGCAAAGAAUUGAACACAAUGACCAGGAUUUUUCUAAUCUUAAAGAAUCCAAAUCCUUACUCGCUUUGAAGUUAUUCUUGGAAAAAAUCUAUAGCAUAUAUGGAAAAAUGGCUGCGAUUAGGGAAUUUUCCAACAAUUUUGAUAGAGAGUUGAAUGUUUUGGAAUCCUGUGAGUACUCAGAAAAGAAUAUCUCCCAAAAAUUAAACGGAAUAACAGAACUUGUCAACGAAUUCUUCUAUGAAGAUUUCGGAUCAACAGAAUACUUUUAUGAUGUCAUAAAUUCUGAUAUCCAAGAAGUCUUGAAGUUGAAAUGUAUAAGAGAAUUGAACAUUUUCAGCGAGAGCAUGACCGGCACUGAUUUCAAAGUUUCUUUACGAACAAAAUUUGAUGUUUCCUUGUUGUUUCAAGAUCAGACCUUUUCAUUGUCGCCAUCUUUGGGCUCUUGCAAGAAAUCUUGGUUUGAUGAAAUCAACAUGAUCAUAUCUACAGUGUCAAAUAACUACUUAAUCCACCACAGUAACAAUCAAAAGUAUAUAUCAAUAUUUGAAAAGAUUUCAUCGGAACUUCUGGCUUGCUACUUGAGUAUAGAUAAGGUGAUUUCAAAAGCAGACACCUAUUUAAAUAGAUGGAAAGAUAUACAAAAGUUGUGGGAAGUUAGCCCUGAGGAAAUCGAGGAAGAAUUUUGUUCUGAAAAGAAUGCUAGUACAUCUCCAAUUGAACUUUGGAUAAAAAAGAUAAUCCAGAUACGUCUAUCAAGUGCAGUUUUCGAUACCACCAUUGCCGAAGAGGUGAUUUCUUUGAAUACUUUGCAUAUUAAUUUUUCAUCAGUACAACUAAGAAUUGCAGCCAAAUAUGAUGAUUGGCUCAAUUUAGUUUUAUUAAGAUUCAGCAAAAUCUUACAAACGAAAAUGAAAGAGGUUGAUUCUUCAUUGGUUCAAAUUAUUGAAGUUCUUAAUCAAGGGAUUGAUUUCAGCCUUACAUCGAAAAUUAUUUCAGCAAUAGUGAGCACUUUCAAUUCUAAAGCUCAACUUGAAAAAGAUUGGAGAUCAAGUAUUUCAAAUUUUAUUGAAGGUCAGACAUUACUAUCCGCCCUGCGGUUCAAGCUUCCUACUGAUUGGAUAUUCGCCGAGCAGCUAGAAAAUCAUUUCAUUGAGGUUUCCACUUUGACAUCAAAGAAACUGGAAUACAUUAAUGAACACCUAGAGUUGAUCGAACCUAGGUUGAAAAAUGAAUCCAAAAGGAUCGAGGAGCAGAUACAUUCCAUAAAGAAUUCAUGGGUGGAAAGAAAACCUAUAUCAGGAGAAUUAUUACCUUCAAACGCAAUUAAAUUGUUGCAUGAGUUUAGUGACUCUUGUAACAAAGUAGUUGAUGAUUGGAACAGUUUUUCUGCUGCUUCUUCGUUUCUUGAUUUGAGGUACACUUUCAACCCGGAUAUGGGGAAUAUCACAGAAGAAAUUAAGGAUCUUUUAGGUGUUUGGUUAUCUUUAGAUGGAUUAUGGGAAGAUAUCAAUACUUUAAGGGACCAAAGCUGGAAAAGCAUAUCUCCAAGGGCAUUGCGUCGUCAGUUAGAUGAAGUAUUGACGAAAAGUAGAUCAUUACCCUCGACAACCAGACAGUACUCUGCGUUCAACACCUUACAAGACACAAUAAAAUCACAUAUAAGAAAUCAUUCAAUCAUUACAGAGCUCAAAGGAGAAUCAAUGAAGCCCAGACACUGGACAAUGUUAUCUAAGAAGUUUUCUUCCAAGGGACAUAAGAUUAAUGGUGACUUCGAUUUCACACUUGGUUCAGUUUGGGAUUUGGACUUAGGAGUCAAUGAACAACUAAUCAAGUCAAUUCUUAAUCAAGCAGCUAUGGAGCAGACUUUGGAAGAAAAUUUAACUGAAAUCAAAGAAACGUGGGACUCCGUUUCCUUUGAUACUUUCAACUACAAAAACAAUAGAUGUAGACUAAUAAAAGGUUGGGAUAAACUUUUUGACCAGUGCAGCGUUCAUUUAUCGUCUCUCUCCAAUAUGAAAAAUUCAGCUGUUUAUUUCAAUUUCGAGCAAGAGGCGAUUGCUUUAGAAAGAAGAAUCAGCAAGUUGUACAUUCUAUUAGAUACUUGGGUUGAUGUUCAAAAAGAAUGGGUUUAUUUAGAUGGAGUUUUCGGAAAUGGAGAAUCUAGAGCAGAAAAUUCAAGUGAGAUAGCCAAGUUGUUGCCGCUUGAAUAUAGCAGGUUCAAUAACAUUUCUCAUGAAUUUUUUGCUAUUCUAAGGAACACCAACAAGUUCCCACUUGUAAUCGAUAUUUUAACCUUACCUGACAUACAAAAAAGUAUGGAACGAAUACUUGACAGUCUUAAUAACGUACGGAGAUCAUUAAGUGACUACCUUGAGAAGCAGAGAGAUCUUUUCCCUAGAUUUUACUUUGUUGGAAAUGAAGACUUACUACAAAUCAUUGGGGAUGCAGGUGGGAGCAAUGGUGAUAUUACUACAAGCAUAAAUCAGCAUAUUAGGAAAAUGUUUGGUGGAAUAUCAAGCAUCAAUUAUUCAUCAGAAAGCUCUACUAUCAUUGGAAUAAAUGGUGAUUUAGGCGAAGUUAUUGAUUUAAUAACUCCGGUUUCUUUAAUAAAGUUUCCCAGGCUACACGAAUGGCUAAAGAAGUUAGAAGUGGAAAUAAAAUUUACAUUAUCGAGCUUAACAGAGUUAGCCUUGACUAAGAUUCGAAGGUUAAUUAAUAUAAAGGAAGGUGAAGAAGAAUUAGCUCUUUUUAUUGAUGAAUUUCCGAAUCAAAUCGUUAACCUUGCUGUCCAAAUUUUAUUCACUGAAACUACUACUACCUCGAUUCUGAAAGGAGAGCUUCCCGGGGCACUUGAGCAAGUUGAGAACUUGCUUAGACUUUCAGUUAAGAAAAUAACUGAUAAAGUAACAGUACUUCAAAGAAAAAAGGGAGAAAAUUUGAUUAUUGAAUUGCUACACCAAAGAGAUGUACUUAUUGAAUUAAUCGGAGAGGAAACACUUUCAAAAGUGGACUUCAAAUGGAAUUUACAACAACACUUCUACUACGAUAAUUCAAAGGACGAUCCAUUAAGUAGAUUGACCGUGAGACAAUCACAAGUAGAAUUUAACUAUGGUUUUGAGUACCUAGGUGUUCCAGAUAAACUUGCAUAUACUCCGCUUACCAAUAGGUGCUUUUUGUCUCUAACUCAGGCAUUAGGACAAAAGUUGGGUGGCUCGCCUUUUGGACCAGCUGGUACCGGUAAAACAGAAUCAGUUAAAGCUUUAGGAAACAACAUGGGUAAGAUGGUUAUUGUUUUUAACUGUGAUGACUCAUUUGACUUCCAAUCCAUGGGAAGAAUAUUCCUGGGAUUAUGUAAAGUAGGGUGCUGGGGCUGUUUUGAUGAAUUCAACAGGUUAGAUGAACAUAUUCUAAGUGCAGUUUCUUCUCAAAUUGAGAGAAUUCAAUUAGGGUUAACUGCUGAUAAAGAAGAAAUAGAAUUAACUGAUAAGAAACUUAGAGUUCACAAAGAAACAGGAAUUUUUAUAACUAUGAACCCGGAUUAUGCUGGAAGAUCAGAAUUACCAGAAAAUUUGAAGAAGUUGUUUAGAAGCGUGUCAGUAGAAAAGCCAGAUAUGGAGGUUAUCGUUGAAGUUUUACUUACGUCAAGUGGUUUUUCUACGGCCGAAGAAUUGGCGAAGUUAAUUGUACCACUAUUCAGCGAUAUUAUUAAAGGCACUAGUAACCAAAUUCAUUAUGAUUUUGGUUUACGUGCAUUGAAAAGUACUCUUGUACGCUGUGGAAAUAUUAAGAGAACGCAAGGAAACCUGAUAGAAAAUCAAAUUACUGACACAAACUUAUCAGAAAAUAAAAUUGUUUACCGAAGUAUUAAGGAAACAAUAUACCCUAAAUUAAUAAUUGAAGACGAAUCAGUGGUAAAUGAUUUACUAGUUAAAUAUUUCCCAGGAAUAUCGUAUGAAAGUGAGGAUUAUUAUUUGAUUAAUAAGUUGGAGGACUACGCACAGAAACAAGGGUUAAUGCCAUCAGAAUCAUGGAUUACAAAGGUCUUGCAGUUGUAUAGAAUUCAAAAGUCGAACCAUGGUAUAAUGUUAGUUGGAGGUUCAGGAACAGGAAAGACUACAGUUUGGAAACUGCUUCUUAAAGUUUUAACUGAAACAAAUGAAGAGAGUUUAACAUUCGUGAUAGACUGCAAAGUAAUUCAAAAGAGUGAAAUCUAUGGGUCUCUCGAUAUUGUGACUCGUGAAUGGGUAGACGGAUUGUUAACGAGUAUUUUAAGAAGAAUUACAGGCAAUCUAAGAGGAGAGUUAUCGAAAAGAAUCUGGAUUAUAUUUGAUGGAGAUAUUGACCCAGAAUGGGCUGAGAAUUUAAAUAGUGUUUUGGAUGACAAUAAGAUACUUACUUUGCCUAAUGGUGAAAGAAUUGCUUUACCAGAAAAUGUGAAGUUUAUAUUCGAAGUGGAUUCCUUAAGUUCGACAACUCCAGCUACAGUAAGUAGAUGUGGAAUGGUUUGGUUCGAUGAAUCCCUAGUUCCAGUAGAUAACUUAUUUUGGAAUCUACUCCACAAAUUCAAAAACGAAAAAUCAUCUGUUUCAGUAUCUAAGAGCUUUGAUAACACAACUGAGAAUUCGAAAGUGAAUUUUAGUGAUCAUGUUGCAUCAACUUUAACUUCAAGCAUCUUAGCAACUAUCAUUGAUGAGGCAAAAAACCUUUCGCAUGUGAUGAAUUUUAACAUUCAUAGAUACUUGGAAACUCUAUUCACUUUACUAUCGACUUAUUACACCUCGUACUGUUCGGAAUCUUAUAAGGAAGGCUUUGUUGAAAAUCUAAAAAUUUAUGCAAUAAAAUCUCUUAUCUUGUCAUUGAUUUGGUCAUUCUCUGGAGAUUGUCCUAUAAAAGAGAGAGAAAAUUUCGGAAAGUUCAUAAUAGAACUUGAGUGCUUUCAAGAAGUCGAUCGGAUCACGGAUAUCGAUGCUAAUUUAAUAGAUUACAAAAUAUCACAGCCACAAGCUAAUUGGAGUAGCUGGUUGCUUGAAGUCAAUGAAAUUAACUUAGAACCUCAUCAAGUUUCAGAUUCCAAUUCAGUUGUUCCAACUUUAGAUACUGCAAGACAUGAGAAGCUUAUAUACUCGAUGUUAAACGAACACAGACCCUUUUUGCUCUGUGGUCCACCUGGUUCAGGUAAAACAAUGAUACUUCUAGAAGCGUUAAGAAAGUCUCCAGAUCUAGACUACGUGUCACUCAAUUUCUCAAAAGAUACAACCCCAGACUUAUUAAUGAAGUCAUUACAUCAAUUUUGUGAAUAUAAGAAAGUGAGCUCAAUUGGGUGGACUUUAGUACCCAAAGUUAGCGGAAAAUGGGUGGUGGUGUUCUGUGAUGAAAUCAAUUUACCUGGUUAUGAUAAGUAUGGAACUCAGAGAGUUAUAUCUCUUUUACGUCAAAUGAUAGAACAUGGUGGAUUUUGGAGAAGCCAAGAUAAGCAGUGGGUUACAUUAACGAACAUCCAAUUUGUUGGUGCAUGUAAUCCACCCACAGAUCCAGGACGUAAUCGAUUAUCAGAAAGAUUCUUAAGACAUACCUCAUUAAUUAUGGUUGAUUAUCCUGGUAAAAUUUCAUUGCAUCAAAUUUACCAAACUUACAACUUAGCUGUCAUGAAAUGUGCAGUCAAUUUGAGAGGCUUCACUAAAUCGCUAACUGAUGCAAUGAUUGAGGUGUACUUUAGAACGAAAGGAUAUCUCAACUCAACCAUGGAACAGCACUAUGUGUAUUCACCAAGAGAAUUAACGCGUUGGUCAAAAGGGUUGCUUGAAGGUAUGAAAUUUCACAAUUACGAGAAUCUUGGCGACUUAGUAAGACUAUGGUAUCAUGAAGGGUUAAGGUUAUUUUAUGACAGAUUAGUAAAGGAUGAAGAUCGAGAAUGGACCUUGAAUUUAUUUCAAUCAGUGAUUGUCGAAUUCUUUCCACACAUUGAUGUUGAGAGUUGUACCAGAGCACCUGUUUUAUUCUCUAAUUGGCUCAGCCUGGAUUAUGAACAAGUUUCUGAAUCGAACUUAAGAUCAUUCAUUUCUGAAAGGCUCAGAGUGUUUAGCGAAGAAGAGAUUGAUGUUGAUUUGGUGCUAUAUGAUGAUAUGCUUGAUCAUGUUCUUCGUAUUGAUAGGGUUUUAAGACAGCCUCAGGGACACAUGAUUCUUGUUGGCCCUAGUACUAGUGGGAAAUCAACAUUGACUAGGUUUGUUGCUUGGAUAAAUGGUCUAAAGGUAAUUCAAUUGAAUGUUCAUGCGGGCUAUAAAUUACUUGACUUUGAUUCGACAUUACGUUCUAUUCUUUUAAGAUGCGCCGCUGGCGAGAGGAUUUGCUUUAUGAUUGACGAAAGCAGUGUUCUAGAGACUUCUUUCAUUGAAAGGAUGAAUACUCUAUUGGCCAAUGCAGAGAUUCCUGGUUUGUUUGAAGAUGACAAUUUCGUUACAUUGAUGAAAUUAUGUCAAUCCGAGCUGCAAACUCAUGGUUUGUUUUUAGAUUCUGAGGAUGAACUAUAUCAGUGGUUUACUGGUCAAAUUGCGACCAAUUUACAUGUUAUAUUUACGAUCAGCGAUACCAAUGUGGAAAAUAGACCAAAGAUUACUACUUCGCCGGCUCUUUUUAACCGUUGUGUAUUGAGUUGGAUGGGAGAUUGGUCCAAUGAAACAUUGUUUGACGUAGCAUUACACUUCAUCGGAGUAGUUCCAUUAGAUUUAUCUAACUAUGCUAUUCCCUCAACCUUUGAAAAAAUCAGUAAGGGUGAGAUUUCAAGCUUAAGAGGAGUUAUUGUCGACACUCUAAUAUUUAUCUAUAGGUCUAGCAUUCACUCACUUCCAAGUUCAUUCUUACAAUUGGUCAGAACUUUUAUUAUAAUUUUUACUCAAAAAUUAUCUGAUUUGGAGGAGAACCAGAGACAUAUAAACGUUGGUUUAGAUAAAUUAAGAGAAACGGUACUCAUGGUGGACGAAUUAAGAACUGAUUUAUCCAAGAAAAAGGCAAUUCUCAAUGAAAAGGAUAGUGAAGCUAAAAUUAUGCUUAAUAGAAUGCUCACAGAUCAAAACGAAGCUGAAAGAAAACAAGAAUUCUCAAUUGCAACCCAAGCUGAAUUAUCGAAACAACAAGCUGAAAUUGAAAGGAGGAGAAUAAAAGUCAUGAAAGAUUUAGAACUAGCUGAACCUGCAGUUUUGGAAGCUCAAAGAGGAGUUCAAAAUAUUAAAAAGCAGCAUUUAACUGAGAUAAGGUCUAUGACCAAUCCACCGAAUGCAGUAAAAAUAACCAUGGAAUCUGUGUGUAUUCUCAUUGGUUACGAUGUUAACACUUGGAGAGACGUUCAACUUAUUGUUAGAAGAGAUGAUUUUAUUACUAAUAUUGUUUCUUUCGAUAACGAAGAACAGUUGACCCCUGAUUUGAGAAGUUAUAUGGAGAAAACAUAUCUAACUAGAAGUGAUUUCACGUUUGAGGCUGUGAACAGAGCAAGUAAAGCAUGUGGCCCGCUUCUACAAUGGGUUCUUGCUCAAUUGACUUAUUCCUCAAUAUUGGAAAAUGUUGGUCCCUUGAGAGAGGAAAUGAGUGAAUUAGAGAAAUCUACAACGAAAACUAAAGCCCAGUUAAUUGCUAUAGAUCAAAUGAUUUCAGAGCUAGAAGAGAGUAUUGAAACUUAUAAAGACGAUUACAGUCAAUUGAUUAGAGAUGCUGAGAAUAUUAAAAGUGACAUGAGAACAGUUUCAAAUAAAGUCGAACGAAGUUUGCACUUGAUAGAAAAUUUGACAAGCGAACGAAAGAGAUGGAGUGUCAGCACUCAAAAGUUCAAUUUGGAAAGAGAAUUGCUAAUAGGUAAUUGUUUAUUAGCAUCUUCAUUCACUACAUAUUGUGGAAGGUAUGAUGAAAGGGAGAGAGACGUUUUGAUUGAGCUUUGGAAAGCUAGAUUAAAAGAUAGUGGAAUUAAAUUUGAUAGCAUUUUGAGCCUUUCAAACUAUUUAAGUUCAACCAAAGAAAUAUCAGAGUUGCAAAUAUCAAACUCAUCGGCUACUGUUGACAGUCUACAAAUUGAGAAUUUUGCAAUCAUGAAGAGAACGAACAUUCCACUAAUUAUAGAUCCUCCUGCAAAUGUGAUCAAUACUUUGUCUGAAUGGACUAGAUCUAGUAACAAGAAAUUAAUUGUAACAAGUUUUUUAAAUUCGAAUUAUAUUCAAGAAUUAGAAAACGCCUUGAGAUUUGGAGGUACCAUUUUAAUUCAAGAUUGUGAACAUUAUGACCCUAUACUUAACUCUGUGCUAAGAAGAGAGACGUACAAAAAUGGAGGACGCACAGUUGUCAAACUUAAAGACCAGGAAAUUGAUUUCUCUCCAGACUUUAAACUUUUCUUGCAUACCAGAGACCCUGCUAUUUCACUAUCCCAGUUCGUAUUAGGUAGAACAAUUUUGAUCAACUUUACUGUCACAAGCUCAACUCUUCAAAAUCAAAUUUUGAACAUUACUUUGAAAAGUAAGAAUCCUGAAAUUGAAAUGAAAAGGAAGGAACUCGUCUUAUUACAGGGUACGUACAAAGUUAGAUUAUUUAAUCUUGAGAAGGAGCUCUUGUCUUCUUUGAGCACAGAAAAUGGCAAAAACAUCUUGGAAGAUGAUGAAGUCGUGACGACAUUGGAAUCAUUGAAGGCAGAAUCAAAUCAAAUUGAUCAGAAAAUGAAGGAAUCUUCAGAGGUGAUGGAGGAGGUACAUGAAGUAAGAAGCAAGUACUUGGCUGUUGCAAAGCAUUCAUCUAUGAUUUUUAGAAUUUUACAAAUAACAAAGGACUUGAAUAGGUUUUAUAACUUUGCCUUAACGUCAUUCAUGAAGAUAUAUGAGACGGUGCUCAAACAGUCUAUAAAUUGGUCCAUCCACGAGUUAGUGCUAUCCAUUUACAAGGAAACAUUCGCUAUAGUAUCGCCGUCAUUUGAAAUGAGAGAUAAAGUGGUUCUUGCGUUGUGUCUAUUGAUCAGCUAUCAUGAGAUGGAGGAUGGUGAAAGGUACAAGAGAAGUAUACUUCUCAUAUUGAAAGCCAUUCAAGAUGUUGAUUCUCAAUAUGAGCCAUACUUUACUGAAAUCUUGAAGCUCAACUUGAUUGAAGAUGCACGAGAUAUGACAGUUGAUGAUAUCUGUAAGGAAUAUCCAUCCAAUGACACAUUAAAAUUGCUAUCUGAUUUCUUAAAGUGCAUUAAUGUGAACGAGAAUGAUGCCCUUGAUAGAACUCUUAGCCUGGCAUAUUCAAUUUCCACAUCUUUUCUAUCCACAGGAAAGGGAGCUUAUAGUACUAGAUAUGACUUGAGCUCGAUAGUCAGUAGCAUGACAGAAGGCGCUCCAAUUAUGUUAGUCUCGCCAGAUGGGUUCGAUCCAACCUUUGAAGUUCAACAAUUAGCUUCUAACUCCUCGAUCAACUUAUCUAUUAUAUCGAUGGGUUCAAAUGAAGGUACGGUGAUAGCGAACAAAGAAAUUGAAAAAGUUUUGGCUAGGGGAAGCGGUUGGGUGAUUGUACAAAACGUUCAGUUGUCAGGAAACGAUUGGUUGAACCAAUUAGAAAAGAAGUUGCAGGCAAGGGGAUCACAAAGCUUCCCCAAUGAAGUCAAGAUUUUCUUAACAUGUACUACAUCCUCAAAAUCAAUUCCUUCCUCAACACUUAUAAAUAAAUCUUCAGUGGUGAUGUUUGAAGACUCCCAAGGAAUUCAAGCGCGGUUCAUGGAGGUAUACAAGUCUAUUCCAACUAGCAUUAUAGCUAACAAUCCUGGAGAGCGUAAGCAUUUGUACUUUUUGUUAAUUUGGUUCCACUGCAUUAUCCUAGAGAGAUUGAAAUAUGCUCCUAUUGCAUUUGCUACGCACUACGAUAUAACUAUAUCAGACUUCAAAUCCGGUUGCUUCGUAAUUGAGAAGUACUUGCAACCAUUUGGUUCCACCAGAACCAACAUUUCACCAGACUUGAUUCCAUGGGACUCGAUACGAUACAUGAUCGCAGAAAUCACGUAUGGUGGUAAGAUAAACAAGCUGGAGGACUUGAACUAUAUCGUGGACUUAUCACGUAAACUCUUCACGGCCGAGUCGUUCAACCAUGACUUUAAUCUUAUCGAAAAUGAAUAUACCCUUAAGUCUGGUACAAUAUUAUCACCACUCGAAGGUAUAACUCAGUCAUCGCAACAAGAUAUAGAAAGUUGGGUGUAUGAGGAAAUUCCUACCAAGAUCCCAUUGAAUUGGAUAGAUCUUGAAGAGAAGGUGGAUAGGUUGGUGAGAGAAAAGGAAAGCAAGAUAAUUGCUUCCAAGGUCUACGAUAUAGCAGUCAAUGUUUAG